Molecule: messenger RNA, 1581 nt
Organism: Zychaea mexicana
Lineage: Eukaryota; Fungi; Mucoromycota; Mucoromycetes; Mucorales; Lichtheimiaceae
Product: citrate synthase
Exons: 6
Coding region: 49-1449 (466 amino acids)
Biological process (GO): citrate metabolic process; tricarboxylic acid cycle; carbohydrate metabolic process
Cellular component (GO): mitochondrial matrix
Source: RefSeq, a predicted model, not a curated record
CGAACGCCAACCCUUUCGUUUCUUUUCCAACUUGUCUUUAUUCUAACAAUGUCGGCCCUCCGUGCUUUCUCCUCGCUCAAGGGUGCUGCUGCCCGCUCGGCUCCCCUCCGCUUCCAAGCUGCUCGCUCGUAUGCCUCGCAGACCAAGACCUUGAAGGAGCGUCUUGCUGAGAUCAUCCCCGAAAAGCAGGCCGAAGUCAAGGAAUUCCGCAAGGGCUACGGCAACAAGGUCCUCGGUGAGGUCACCGUUGACCAGGCCUACGGUGGUAUGCGCGGUAUCAAGGGCCUUGUCUGGGAAGGCUCCGUCCUGGAUGCCGAGGAAGGUAUCCGUUUCCGUGGUCUUUCCAUCCCCGAGUGCCAGAAGGCUCUUCCCGCCGCCGUCGAGGGUGGUGAGCCUCUCCCCGAAUCCCUCUUCUGGUUGUUGGUCACUGGCGAAGUCCCCACUGCCGAACAGGUCAAGGGUCUGUCCGCUGAAUGGGCUGCCCGUGCUGCUCUCCCCGAGUUCGUUGAGGAGCUGAUCGACCGCUGCCCCAAGUCCCUCCACCCCAUGUCGCAGUUCUCGUUGGCCGUCAACGCCCUCCAGCACGACUCGAUCUUCGCCAAGGCCUACUCUGAAGGCAUCCACAAGUCCCAGUACUGGGACCCCACCUUCGAGGACACCAUGAACCUGAUUGCCAAGCUCCCCAACGUUGCUGGCCGCAUCUACCGUAACGUCUACAAGGAUGGCAAGGUUGCCGCCCUUGAGGCCGACAAGGACUACUCGUACAACUUCUCCAAGGUCCUUGGCUACGAAGGCAACGCCGACUUUGUUGAGUUGAUGCGUCUCUACUUGACCAUCCACUCUGACCACGAAGGUGGCAACGUCUCCGCCCACACCACCCACUUGGUCGGCUCUGCCUUGUCUGAUCCCUACCUCUCCUUUGCCGCUGGCUUGAACGGUUUGGCUGGUCCCCUCCAUGGUCUUGCCAACCAGGAAGUCUUGCGCUGGACCUUGAAGCUCAAGGACACCAUCGGCAUCGAUGCCUCUGAGGAACAGAUCAAAAAGUACUUGUGGGACACUUUGAACGGUGGCCAGGUCGUCCCUGGCUACGGUCACGCUGUCUUGCGUAAGACUGAUCCCCGUUACACUGCCCAGCGCGAGUUCGCCUUGAAGCACUUGCCCGAUGACCCUCUCUUCGGUUUGGUCUCCAAGUUGUACCACAUUAUCCCUGGUGUCUUGACUGAGCACGGCAAGACCAAGAACCCUUGGCCCAACGUCGACGCCCACUCGGGUGUCCUUCUCCAGUACUACGGCAUGACCGAACAGGAUUACUACACCGUUCUCUUUGGUGUAUCCCGUGCCAUUGGUGUUACCGCACAGCUCAUCACCGACCGUGCCCUCGGCAUGCCCUUGGAACGCCCCAAGUCCUACAGCACCGCCCACUUGAAGAAGAUGUUCGGUGCCCAAUAAGCUUAAUCAUAUUACCAUCGCCCCUUCAAAAAGCAUACAAAAAGACGCUACCUAGUCAUCCCUGUAAAUUCUUUCCUCCUCGUCAUGUCAUCAAUCAUAUAAAAAGCUAUACUUUUUCGUUUUCAACUGUAA